AUGGCCUUCUCCUCUUCUCACGCCGGCAACUCCAACGUCCGUCGUGGAAUCGGCGGCGGUUGGACCCGCUCUCUCCUCCCAUUCACAUCAUCAACCACCAAAUCCGGUAAACACAUUCGUAAAUCUCGCAAACGCGCUGCCGUCAAAGACUUCUUAUUCGCCAAUUUCUUUACCAUCGGACUCGCCGUAUCUAUCUUCUUCUUUUUUUUCGUUGUUUACCUUUACGGCGUUCCGAAACCUAUCUCCUCGCAAUUUCGUAUCGGCAAUUCGCGUGCCUUUAGGGUACGUAAGCCAGUUUAUCGGAAAUCCAAAUCUUCUUCGUCCGGGCAUGUAUCGUCGAAUCACUCUAAUCUAUCUUUAGGAGCUGCUUCUGUUGAUUUGACCACCAAGGAUUUGUAUGAUAAGAUCGAAUUCAAGGACGAAGAUGGUGGACCCUGGACGCAGGGGUGGAGGCUUACUGUUGAUGAGUACUAUGAUCGCCAGUCUAGACAUAUUCUCGACACAAUUAUCGAAACUCUUUCUAAGGAUGAACGGAGGAAGUUUAUCUGGGAAGAGAUGUCCUACCUAGAGAGAUGGUGGAGGGAUGCAUCAGAUGCUAAAAGAGAAUCUUUGAUCAAGUUACUGCAAAAUGGGCAGUUAGAAAUUGUUGGAGGAGGUUGGGUGAUGAAUGAUGAGGCCAAUUCACAUUAUUUUGCCAUCAUCGAACAGAUGAUGGAGGGAAACAUGUGGUUAAAUGAAACUGUUGGCAUAAUCCCAAAAAAUGCAUGGGCAAUCGAUCCAUUCGGCUAUUCAUCCACCAUGGCAUACCUUCUUCGGCGUAUGGGCUUUGAAAACAUGCUUAUACAAAGAACUCAUUAUGAACUCAAAAAAGAACUGGCUUUACAUAAAAAUCUUGAAUACAUAUGGAGACAGAAUUGGGACACAGAUGAAACAACCGAUAUUUUUGUCCACAUGAUGCCCUUUUACUCCUAUGAUGUCCCACACACUUGCGGGCCCGAGCCCGCAAUAUGUUGCCAGUUUGACUUUGCAAGAAUGCACGGGUUCAUGUACGAGCGAUGCCCCUGGGGGAAACAUCCGGAAGAAACAACCCAAGAAAACAUGAAGGAAAGAGCCCUUACACUUCUUGACCAAUACAAGAAAAAGUCAACUCUCUACCGGACAAAUACCCUUCUUGUCCCUCUCGGAGACGAUUUCCGCUACAAUCAGCAUUGA
This is a messenger RNA of Lactuca virosa, 1212 nucleotides long. The record is from the annotation of a GenBank genome assembly. Lineage: Eukaryota; Viridiplantae; Streptophyta; Magnoliopsida; Asterales; Asteraceae.